UAGAAUAAAAAGUGAAAGAGGUGGGAGAAAAACUGCUGGGCUGGUAGAAAAAGUUAAAUGACCAUUUCUGAAAGGACAUCCCAGCUCAUAGUCAUCCUCCCGUCGACAACACGUGCUCUAUGUACUCGGUUGACCCGGUGCACAAGGUGUUGCACAAAGAAAAUCUAACAACAGCAACUAAGCUCCAAUCACUGACUGCUGUGGAAGAGGACAAUCAUCAGAGAGAAUCUCUGGAGAGGCAUAUUAGCCAACCUCACCUGGCUGCAAGCAUAUUCCUCACUUCAGCUGGAAAAGCAGGUCGACAUGGCUGCCCACCGAAAGCUUUUCAGUGUUUUGUGCCUGGUAACACUAGCCAUCAGCCAGGACAUGCCUUAUGAGGACCUCCUUGCCCAGAUCCAAGCCUGCCCGAAGGAGUGCAACUGCCCUCAAAACUUCCCUCGAGCAGUUUAUUGUGACAGCAAAGGGCUGAAGAGUAUCCCUAAUAUUCCCCCUUAUACGUGGUAUCUCUAUCUGCAAAACAAUCUGAUUGAAACAGUGCCAUCAGAUGCACUCCAGAAUGCAACACAGCUGCGCUGGGUGAACCUAAACCGCAACAAAAUUACGAGUGACGGAGUAGGAGAAGGUGUCCUAGGUGGAAUGGAACAUCUGGCUCACCUGUAUAUGGAUGACAACCUCCUGUCCACUGUGCCAUCUCCACUGCCAGUCAGCCUUGAGCAUCUGCGCCUCUCUCGCAAUCGCAUCUCCAAGAUUCCUGCCGGCACAUUUGUUGGUCUGGAUAAGCUAAACUUGCUGGAUCUCCAGGGGAACAAGCUGAUGGAUGAUGCUGUCACUGAAGUGAGCCUAAAAGGUCUUACCAACCUGGUUCAGAUCAAUCUAGCCAAGAAUCAGCUGAGAAGCAUGCCCCUUGGACUGCCACCCAGCACCACCCAGCUUUUCCUUGAUGGUAACAACAUUGAAAAGAUUCCUGCUGACUACUUCAAAGGUUUGCCCAAAGUGGCAUUUCUGAGGCUCAACUACAACAAGCUUGGCAGCGGUGGUGUUCCGAAAGAUAUUUUUAAUAUCUCCAGCAUCUUGGACCUGCAGCUGUCUCACAAUCAACUGACAGAGGUUCCAGUUAUUCCCUCAGGCCUUGAACACCUAUACCUUGACCACAACAAGAUUGCUAGUGUGAAUGGCUCCAGCGUGUGUCCCAUUUCGGUUGAUCCUCUGGAUGACUCAGUAAAUGAAAGCGUGCCAAGACUACGUUACCUCCGACUGGAUGGCAAUAAGAUCAGUCCACCGAUUCCCAGGGAUGUCGUCAUGUGCUUUCGUCUCCUUAGGUCUAUUGUUAUCUAAUCAGAAAAUAAACAAUAUGUCGUAAGCUAUUUCAAUUUCCUUAUGACUAUUAAAAUGAUGUUGAUGCUGUUCCAGUAGAUGAAACUUGCAAAGUCAUACACUAACAUUGGGUUUUCCAUUGUUGGAAAGUCUCCACAGUGGAAUAGGAAAAAAAAUCCAAAGGAAACACUGAUGGAUAGAUGUUAUUGAUAUGAUAUUUGCUGACCACUAGUUGUGCCUUACGUCAGUGAAAACACCAGCGUGUAAACCUCAUGUGUGAAAUAUGUGUGUUAAUGGGAUUUGGUGAAAUUUUGGAUUGAAUUUAAAAAAUUGUAAAAUUUCCAAGUUGUUUUUUUCUUUGACCACUUUAUAUUUGUAGGCAGAAGAUAAAUGAACAGGUGUGUGUUAUAGGUUUGUGGUUUUUUUGCUUAUAAUAAGAAAACCUCUCUUUUUAAAUAUGCAUAUAUGCUGUUGGUAAUUUAUUUUUAUUUAAUAUUGGGUAAAAAUAAGUAGAAUCCUUUGCAUCUCAAUGGCCAACAUUGCUCAUUGUUUUGUGCACAAAAAAAAUGUGAAUAUUUGCCAACUUAUUUUUUUAAAUUCUGGUUGUUAUAUUUCUACAUACACUGAGCAUGGGAUUUAAUUAUAAAUUCUCUUCAAUACAAAUAAAAUUUAUCAGAAUGAA
Girardinichthys multiradiatus is the source of this 1996-nucleotide messenger RNA. It is a transcript of the gene kera, whose product is annotated as keratocan. The record is from RefSeq and is a predicted model, not a curated record. Gene Ontology annotation, molecular function: protein binding. NCBI's taxonomy places the organism in Eukaryota, Metazoa, Chordata, Actinopteri, Cyprinodontiformes, Goodeidae. The transcript is spliced from 3 exons. The coding region runs from base 304 to 1335 and encodes 343 amino acids.